This is a messenger RNA of Salvia miltiorrhiza (redroot sage), 2039 nucleotides long. RefSeq names its product transcription factor GAMYB-like. The transcript has 4 exons. The record is from RefSeq and is a predicted model, not a curated record. The coding region runs from base 307 to 1887 and encodes 526 amino acids. NCBI's taxonomy places the organism in Eukaryota, Viridiplantae, Streptophyta, Magnoliopsida, Lamiales, Lamiaceae.
AGAAGAUUGCGAGCUGUACUCUGCUACCAUUUUCGGAUAAUUCGGCAAGUAUUUUUUUCUCACACUAGCACACAUACUAUGUGUACGCAUAUAUACAUACACCUAUACAUACACUUCUAUAUAUAGCUCGAGCUUCCGCAUACCAUUUCCACUUUUUCCUCCAUUUCCAUUUCCCUUUGCACUUCUCUCAAUCCCAAUUUUCCCCCUUUUCUUUCCUUUCUCAGCUCUACUUCUUCAAUUUCAUUCAAUCCUCCCGCAAUCAACUGUUUUUGUGGAUUAUAAGGUUUGUUAGAUGUGAUUGAGCAAAUGGGCCGCAGCAGUACUGCAGAGAGUGAAGAUGGCGUACUCUCUGCUGAUUCACCUCUGAGUAACGAUGGCGAUAAUUUUGGCGGAAGUUCUAAUGGCGGCGUUGUUCUUAAGAAAGGUCCUUGGACAUCGGCCGAGGAUGCGAUUUUAGUUGAGUACGUGAAGAAGCAUGGAGAAGGCAAUUGGAAUGCAGUUCAGAAACAUACCGGGCUUGCACGGUGUGGGAAAAGCUGCCGGUUGCGGUGGGCUAAUCACUUGAGGCCAAACCUGAAAAAAGGAGCAUUUACAUCAGAAGAAGAACGGCUCAUAAUCGAACUUCAUGCCAAGAUGGGAAACAAAUGGGCACGAAUGGCAGCACAUUUGCCAGGGAGGACAGACAAUGAGAUAAAAAACUAUUGGAAUACUCGGAUAAAAAGGCGUCAACGUGCUGGUUUACCCCUUUAUCCUUCUGAUUUAUGCCUACAAUCUCUUCCGGAGAAUCAACAACUGAGUUCUCCCAGGAUAUAUGGUGGAGAUAAAGCAUGUAAUGAUAUCUUGCAAAAUAAUGGUUACCGGGCACCUGAUAUCAUGUUUGAUAGCUAUAACAUUUUAACAUUUGCACCAGAAGUUCCAGGUAUUCCUGGCAGCGUAUCGAUGGGCAACAGUUUUGCUUCUCCUCACUCUUAUGGUUUUGUGCCUCAAACUAUAGGAGUGCCUGAUCGGGCUCGAGAACCAGAUGAGCCCAUGUCAGACUAUGGAAGUGGUGGUGUUAAUGAGGCACCCACAUUUAACAGGACUCGAACUGAUAGUUGUGUUAACAAAUCAUUUCAGUCCUUUGGUCUAUGUUUUCCUUAUGACCCUGACCACACCAAGAAACUGUUGUCUUCUGGUGUCAAUCAGGACACACCUUUUAUGUCAGAUGUCACUUUCUCUGCUUCGGAGCACUUUGCAGAUGCUCAGAAGUCGGAGCUCCCUUCACUCCAAUAUCAAGAGACUGGUCUAGGUGUCUGGGACCCUCCACCUGAAUCAUUCGAUUCUUUGGUCCAGUCUCCUCUAUCAGGCCCACUCCCAUCACAUUGUCCUUCUCCAGGGAGCAGUGGCCUUUUAGAAGAUUUAAUUUAUGAAGCUAAGGCUCUGGGAAAGUUGGAGAAUCAGUCUUCUGCUUGGGCCACUUCAUCUAACGUCAGCCAUGGAGAAGUAACAGAUGGCUCUGCCUUUAGAACAUGCUCCACAGAGUUCAAAGGCUAUAUUGAUCCCAACUCUCCAUCAGGUAACUCAAUGGGGUCCCUUUUCAACAGGUACACUCCUACCACUGGAAGAUCAUUGGAAGACGACGUGACUAUGCAUCAUGUGAAAUCGGAAGUGUUCGAUCCAAGUUGGAUCGUGGAUGGUGAAAGUAAAGUGGACUAUUCGAGACCGGAUGCUAUACUAGGAUCAUGCUGGGUCGAGCAGAGUGGUCCAGCUUCAAAGCAAAAGGGCUCGACGACUGAUUCUAUCGCAGCUCUUCUGGGCGACACUUCUGCUUCUGCUUCAACCUGGGGAUUUACCUCUUGCUCCUGGAACAACAUGCCGCCGGUCUGCCAAAUCUCCGACAUCCCAUGAACUACCAAAACCUUCUCAAUUUAUAAACCAUUGUCUGUUGCCAUUUGUAUGAACCAACACUAUUAUCACAAUAACUUUCUUGUAUGUAAAAUUCCAUUGCUCAAACUAUCCUAUACAUUUUGCCAUAGCGAUAACAAAAUUCUUAUGCUUCC